Messenger RNA from Rhagoletis zephyria (snowberry fruit fly), 2339 nucleotides. RefSeq lists its product as uncharacterized. NCBI's taxonomy places the organism in Eukaryota, Metazoa, Arthropoda, Insecta, Diptera, Tephritidae. The record is from RefSeq and is a predicted model, not a curated record. Gene Ontology annotation, cellular component: cytosol.
AUAUUUGUUUAUAGUAUAAAAGCAAAUGGACUCUCUGUUUCUAUGAGCUCAUUGGAAACGUCGACAAAACCGCAAGCAAAUUAUUUAAAAAUGAAGCCGAUACUUUGGCAAAAGUCUCAUGCAGGCAAUGCUUCGAAAAAUUUCGCAGCAGUAAAUAAACAGCAAUCGCUGCUAAAUGUUUUUAAUAACGAACAGCGUGCACGAAGCCCUAGCAGUCCGAGUAGAUUUGGCAGCCGUAUCCUUAAACCGGACAAAACAUAUGAGCACAUCGCCUUGGCUAAAACCGGAUCGGCGAGUGAUGUCCUCCAUGGACAGAAACGCGCCAUACCCGCCAUUCGGUGCGAUUGCAAUGUUGACGAGUAUGUAAAGAUGACUAAUUCAAAUGCUUUUACACGCUCUUCACCAAACAUAGCACCGAAAAUGCCUUUACCAAGCUCGUAUUCCAUAAGCACUAAUGCCACAAUAUAUCAGCGACAGCGGUAUGUGGAUGAGUAUGUAGAAAUGACUGAUUUAAAUACUACUAUUACAUGCUCGACAUCAAGCAUUUCAUCGCCGAAAAAACCAAUACCAAGCCCGCGUUCCAUAAGAACCAAUGACUAUGCCAAUAUCAAUAUCAAUCACAUUUUAACCACAUCAAAUUCAAAUAUUAAUCGCACGCAAUCGGCAGCAGUGUUAUCACUAUCAACGUCGCGGGAAUUACAGACACAAAGCCCACCGACGCAGCCAUUAAUUGCAGAAGCUGCCAAGAAAGACGCAAACAACAAUAACAAUUAUCUUAAUGGUUGCAAAAACGUAAGUGAUAAGAAGCAUUCGCCUACACCCGACUUCCCGCCGCCAUCGGUUUCUCAAGCGGAGCACACAAUACUCGAAUUUAUGCGUCCCCGAAGUGUGCAGAGCAAACGACAAUCCGUAGGCCUGAAGCAAAAUCCGCAUUCUGACUUGGAAUCUUUCAUUGUAGACGCAAUAAAUCUGUUUGAGCUUCCCGAUUCUCCAACAAACUCUCGAGUGUCAGAUUGCGUGGAGGAGUUCGUGGGUGAUGCUCCUUUUGCCGGUCUCUUUAAAGGCUCUUCAUUAAAUUUAACAAUGGAUGGNAUUGACUUGGAAUCUUUCAUUGUAGACGCAAUAAAUCUGUUUGAGCUUACCGAUUCUCCAACAAACUCUCGAGUGUCAGAUUGCGUGGAGGAGUUCGUGGGUGAUGCUCCUUUUGCCGGUCUCUUUAAAGGCUCUUCGUUAAAUUUAACAAUGGAUGGCAAGGAAGACGGCUUUUCCAAUAAUCAUAUAUCUAGUGGGCUACGUUCACCAAGUUUGGUGCGCUCAAUAAAACCGCUUCCACCUAAGCGAAAUAUUUCACAGCAGAAAAAUAAUUCUAUCAGCAUUGAAGAUUUUAAUGAUGCGAAGGUUUGGGCCGAAAUCGACACGAUUCUAGAGAGUAUCGGCAAUGAAGUUAAUAAGGUGGAUAAGACUUUAAAAGAGGAGCUUGGAACCGAACAAACAACUACUUUUAACGUCACGAAAGACACGUUGCAAAUACGCAGGCCAGCAGACUUGUGCUUGGGAAAUAACGAUGACUGCAAUAGCACCUGGUGCCACUCGCCGAACACCCUUAUCUUUGGACAAAUACUUUACACCGUCUAUUAUCUGGGGUCAACAGUCAUUAGAGAAUUGCGUGGUACUGCUUCCACACGAAAAUCGAUACUGAAAUUUAAACGCAACGCUACACCACUGCCAGUGGUUAAAGAACGAGAAUCCAACCUGCUGAAGGAUUGUAAUAGUCUAACCAAAAUGCUAAAAGAGUCUAAUCAGGAUACACGCCUUAGAGUUGGGCUUGCGGUUUCCUCUGCUGGAGUGAAGUUUCUGAAUGCAGAAAAUAGUUCUACCAUUUGCAUACACGACAUUGAAAAUAUCAAUUGUGUAUGUCAGGAUGCUGAGGACUUGCGCUAUUUUGCGUAUAUAACGAAGGAGGAGGACAUUCACUACUGCCACGUUUUUAUGGUGGAUAAUUUGGAGCUUUCGCAAGAAAUUAUUUUAACGUUGGGUGAGGCAUUUGAGGUUGCAUAUCAGUUGGCGCUAAGCAAAGACGAUGCUACUCAUUCGAAAUUUUGGGAAAGUGUGGCCGAGAUAUAGCUUAACUAUUCGAAUGUUAAUAUAGCUUCAAAAGUUAUUUGCCUAAAUCCGUUUUAAAUUUUUUGCUAUUCUCUUGGCCAUUAUGACCUAAUAUUAUUUGUAUUAUAAAAGGUAUUUAAAACCUAGAAUGUUUUGUUUACUUUUUUCUACUAUUCGUAUGUCACGUUGAAGAUUCUGUUAAUUUUGAAUAUUUUAAUAAAAAAAUUGUUAUUUAU